ACUUCCGGGAGGCUGUGGUGCGCCAGGAGCGCGCCCUGCUGCCCCCACCAUGUCCUCGGAGUCCAGCAAGAAGAGGAAGCCCAAGGUGAUCCGCUCGGAUGUGCCACCGGAGGGGAAACGGGGCAAGGGAGACACCGACCAGGAUGUCAGGUACUACAGUGAGGAGAGCGAGGUGGAUCUGCGGGACCCCAUCAAGGACUACGAACUCUACAGGGAGACCUGCCAGGAGCUCCAGAGGCUCAUGGCAGAGAUCCAGGAGCUGAAGAGCCGGGGGAUCAAGGAAAACGCCUCGGAGAUCGACGAGCGGCGCGUCCAGAGCUGCGUCCACUUCAUGACCCUGAAGAAGCUGAACCGCCUGGCCCACAUCCGCCUCAAGAAAGGCAGGGACCAGACCCACGAGGCCAAGCAGAAGGUGGACGCGUAUCACCUGCAGCUCCAGAACCUGCUGUACGAGGUGAUGCACCUGCAGAAGGAGAUCACCAAGUGCCUGGAGUUCAAGUCCAAACACGAGGAGAUCGAGCUGGUGAGCCUGGAGGAGUUCUACAGAGAGGCCCCCCCUGAGAUCAGCCGCCCUGCCAUCACCCUGGCAGAGCCCCACCAGCAGACACUGGCCCGGCUCGACUGGGAGCUGGAGCAGCGCAAGAGGCUGGCAGAGAAAUACAAGGAAUGCCUGACCAGCAAGGAGAAGAUCCUGAAGGAGAUUGAGGUGAAGAAGGAAUAUCUGAGCAGCCUCCAGCCCCGGCUCAACAGCAUCAUGCAGGCCUCCCUGCCUGUCCAGGAAUACCUGUUCAUGCCCUUCGACCAGGCCCACAAGCAAUACGAGACCGCCCGGCACCUCCCGCCGCCCCUCUACGUCCUCUUUGUCCAAGCCAGCGCCUACGGACAGGCCUGUGACAAGAAGCUGGUGGUGGCCAUCGAAGGGAGUGUGGAGGAGGCCAAGGCCCUGUACAAGCCCCCCGAGGACUCGCAGGACGACGAGAGCGACUCGGACGCGGAGGAGGAGCAGACCACGAAGCGGCGCAGGCCCACCCUGGGGGUGCAGCUGGACGACAAGCGCAAGGAGAUGCUCAAGAGACACCCCUUGUCUGUCACCAUCGACCUCAAGUGCAAAGAUGAGAACGUGCUGCACCUCACCUUCCACUACCUGAUGAACCUCAACGUCAUGACGGUGAAGGCCAAGGUCACCACGGCCAUGGAGAUGACCACGGCCAUCAGCGCCGGGGACCUGCUGUCCCCAGACUCCCUCCUCAACUGCCUCUACCCAGGAGACCACGGGAGGAAAACCCCCAACCCGGCCAACCAGUUCCAGUUUGACAAAGUGGGCAUCGUGACCUUGAGCGAUUACGUGACAGAGCUGGGGCACCCCUACGUGUGGGUGCAGAAGCUGGGAGGCCUGCACUUCCCCAAGGACCAGCCUCAGCACAUGGUCACUGCAGAUAAUUCCCUGAGUGCCAGUGACAGUUUGGGUUCCUCCCCCUUCCCCUCCCUGGGGGUGACCCCUGUUCCCUGCUCAGCCAAGCUCCAGGCCGCCGUGGUCCUGAACCCCGGCUAUUCCACCCUCCCGCCCGUCUUCAGCCUGUGCCUGAACUGGAAGGGGGAGCGGAACAGCAGCAACGACGACAACAUUCGGGCCAUGGAGAGCGAGGUCAACGUGCACUACAAGGAGCUGUGGGGGCCCAAACCGGGCUACCAGCUGCUCACCAACCAGCUGCAGCGCCUGUGCAUGGUGCUGGACGUGUACCUGGAGACGGAGCCCCACGAUCCCAGCGUGGAGGGGCCCAAGGAAUUCCCCCAGGAGAAGAUGUGUCUGCGCCUGGUCAGGGGUCCCCUGCGCCUGAAGCCCUUCAAGUUCAACUACCCCCAGGGGUUCUUCAGCCAUCGCUGAGCCCCCCCUGGGCAUCUCUCUGGGAUGGGCCUCGUCCCCUCUACAGGAGGAGUGUCCCCAUCCCGCCAUUUUAGCUCCUUUUCCAAGGUUUUGGGGUUGGUUUUGUAGCCAAAGGGAUUAAACUGAAGCAAAAGAGAA
Lepidothrix coronata (blue-crowned manakin) is the source of this 2023-nucleotide messenger RNA. RefSeq names its product THO complex 5 (gene THOC5). Bases 50 to 1885 code for a protein of 611 amino acids. Gene Ontology annotation, biological process: mRNA export from nucleus; positive regulation of DNA-templated transcription, elongation. Lineage: Eukaryota; Metazoa; Chordata; Aves; Passeriformes; Pipridae. The transcript has 18 exons. Gene Ontology annotation, cellular component: THO complex part of transcription export complex. Gene Ontology annotation, molecular function: mRNA binding. The record is from RefSeq and is a predicted model, not a curated record.